Haliotis rufescens (red abalone) is the source of this 1593-nucleotide messenger RNA. Its product is annotated as sodium- and chloride-dependent glycine transporter 1-like. Gene Ontology annotation, cellular component: membrane. Bases 91 to 1593 code for a protein of 500 amino acids. The record is from RefSeq and is a predicted model, not a curated record. The transcript is spliced from 12 exons. Gene Ontology annotation, biological process: sodium ion transmembrane transport. NCBI's taxonomy places the organism in Eukaryota, Metazoa, Mollusca, Gastropoda, Lepetellida, Haliotidae.
GUCACUACUUGGUACUGCCAAAAAUAUGUCUUUCUUUCAGGAGCGUUCUUGAUCCCUUUCAUCCUUUGUCUUCUGAUCACUGGGUUCCCAAUGUUUUUCCUUGAGUCGGCAAUCUCUCAGUUCUCGGGAAAGGCUGCCAAGCAAGUCUGGAGCUUUUGUCCAAUGUUUAAAGGUAUUGGUAUUGGCGGCGUAAUAUUUACAUUCAUCUUCACGACCUAUUACAACCUCUAUCUGGCCUGGCCCAUCUACUACAUGGUGAAGUCCUGCUCCAGCGUCCUGCCCUGGACAACUUGUGGCAACAGUUGGAACACCGACCUGUGUGUGGAAGGUGUGAAAACAGCCUACAACAGUAACAUGACAGCCCUGUCAGUCAAUAGUACAGAUACAACCACGGCGGCUGAGUCGUGGGAAAAUGUGACUUUGGCGCACACAUCUGCAGAGGAAUUCUGGCAGUACAACGUCCUGGGUGUAUCGACCGGCUUGGAGGACGUGGGGUCUGUGCAGUGGCCCAUAGCUGGAUGUCUGUUUGGCUCCGUUGUUAUGAUCUUUCUGUGUCUUAUCCGUGGAGUCAAGUCUUCCGGCAAGGUUGUGUAUGUGACUGCACUUCUGCCGUAUGUUCUCCUUACCGCCAUCUUCAUUAUGACACUGCUUCAACCAGGUGCUCUAGAUGGCAUAAUCUACUACGUCGUACCUGAUUUCUCAAAAUUGCUUGACACACAGGUAUGGCUAGAAGCGUGUCUGCAGGUGUUUUACUCACUGGGGCCUGGCUAUGGAGCAGUUGGAACUGCUGCAAGCUACAAAGCUUUCAAUCAACCAUGUCUCAGAGAUUGCUUGAUAUUGACCAUAAUAUCAGAGGGAACCAGCAUCUUUUCUGGCCUGGUGACAUUUGCUGUUCUCGGGUCGAUGGCACAGAAAAUUGGUGUUCCUAUUGCAAAAGUAGUUUCGACAGAAUGGCUCCUGAGUAUGGAGGUAGUUGUUACUGCACUGGUUGAUCAGUAUCCACGACAGCUGGGAAAGAGGAGGAUGUUGGUUACAGGAGGCUGUUCUCUCGUAUUCUUUCUUCUUGGAAUCGUUUUCUGUACACAGGGAGGGCCGUACAUGUUCCAGCUGCUAGACUGGUAUGUUGCCGCUUUGGGGCCUCUGUUGUUCUGCACACUGGAGUGUGUUGCUGUGAUGUGGAUAUAUGGGACAAAACAAAUGAGUAGGGACGUAGAGAUGAUGACUGGAAAACCACUAUCGCCACCAGUAAAGAUCCUGUUGGCAUUUGUGACACCAGCAAUCUUAGUGACAGUUUUAAUCCUUACACUUAUAAGCUACCAGCCACCGACCUACGGCAAGUACGAGUUUCCCAGCUACGCCAGUAUCAUUGGCUGGUGUUUCGCUGCAAUUCCACUUCUCACUCUUCCGGUCUACUCUAUCGUUGCUGUCAGAAAACACAUGACAACACAUUCUCUGAAGAAGAGUGUAAAACUCGCCUUCACGCCUGAUGACGACUGGUAUCCUGCAAAUUCCAGAUACAGGGAGGCCUUCAGAAGGAAUCAACAGACAGAAAGACCUUCCCUGAAGGCCAACAUCAUGGACAUGUUUAAAUGA